AUGAUUUCCAACCAUAGUAGGGGGGUCGGAACUUGGAAUCAGUCCCCUCGCGCACCUCCAUCGCGAUAUUAUGCCGGAAAGCAAAACCUACGUGACUCUAUUGACGAUCCGCCGUCUCCACUACUUUCAGGAGGCUCUUCAGACACUGCUUACAGCGAUGAGAGGUCGAUCUACAAUGCCAUCAGAGUCACGACUUCGAAUGAAGAGCCCCGGAGCUAUGGCCGUGCCCGUAUGCAAGCCGUCAUGGAGGAGGGAAUGGCAGCCAACAUGGCCAUGUUUGUGCCAGAAGGCUCCAGCGACGACUGGUCACCAAACCAGCCUCCAUCAAGGAGUCCGAAGAUUGAUAGGUACAAGCAAAUACUAUCCGACCAAAUACAACAACACCAGCAUCGCAAGACUAUGUCACUCGACACAACUCACAAGAAUGGUCAAACUCCGCACUGGUUAGGAAACACCAUCCCUGCAAUAAUCACCGCUCAACCGCCAUUUCCACCGCCAGUGAGAAUGCCGACUCCUCCAGGACUUCCUUCGUUCAAUACUCCCGAAGCUAUGGAAUACUCUGCUCAAUUUCUGGCGAGUCCUUCUACAGUGUCUCCAUCACAGCGAGAAUUCUACAAUGGUCAACGUACAGGAUCAUACAGCGGUACAUUUAGAAGACUACUCGGCUUGUCGCCCUCAACUGGACCCGAGCCAUCUCCACUAUCUGUCACUGGCAUUGGUCGUGCUGAAGAUGGAACCGUUGUCCAAGGCCGAUUUCCAUAUCGACAAAGUGGUCAUGGGAUGAACUUGGCCCGAGAAAUUGAUGACCACCCGUUCCAUCGGAACUCGCUUCCCGCUGCUCAGUUCGAUACCGAAGGCAUGAGAGGCGAGGUGGCAAACGCAAAAGACCCUCAGAACAGUCACCAGAGACGCUCUACUGGAUUUGUUUUCCCUUCACCCGAUCGGCCAUCGUUCUUCUCGGGGCAGCGUGCGUAUACUUACAAACCACGUACACGAAGCCAAUCUCGAGCCUCAUCCAGAGCCCUCGCCCUACUUGGUAUCUCUCAACGUACGACACCACGAUCUGCCUCAACAGCCCCGUUACAAUCAUCAGUUCAAGCUGUAGGUUUGACAUCGUAUUCACAACAGCAACCCGCUCAAGCUCAAGACCCGGAUACCAACUUGAGAGAGGUGAAUGAUACAAAGCCUGUCCAUGGCUUUUUCAAAUGGCUGUCGCACGUUCUCUGCUGCGGCAGUGGGGUCCAGGAUGACAAUUCCGCUGAUGAAAGUACUGUGGUGAGCCCAACUUCUCUGGAGGCCUCUGAGUGUACUUCCGGCUCGACUUGGGGAACGGCUCGAGAGGAGACUCAUACUUGGGCGUCUACAUGUUCCUCUUUACUUCAAUUGCUUAAGUCCAUUUGGCCCAGUUCUGCAAAUGCCACUUGUCAGACAAAUUGA
Messenger RNA from Penicillium taxi, 1437 nucleotides. RefSeq lists its product as uncharacterized. The transcript has a single exon. Lineage: Eukaryota; Fungi; Ascomycota; Eurotiomycetes; Eurotiales; Aspergillaceae. The record is from RefSeq and is a predicted model, not a curated record. The coding region runs from base 1 to 1437 and encodes 478 amino acids.